UGUGUCACAUGAGAAGUCUUUAGCAGGCACAAACACUUUGCUUUGCUAGUGUUUCAUGUAGCUAAUAACAGAGACAGGCAUAUGGCUACGUCUCUGCCAUUUCUUACAAGGCCUCCAAACAAAGUCUUCUCUUUUAUUGCUCUCUGUCCCCAACCCUUUAAAAUUCGAACGUUGGAUCCUCCUCCAUUUAGAUUUCCCGCCUCCACUCUCAAAUUCCUCGAAACCCAUUAUUCUUCAUCUCUCAAUUUAACAACCCACUUCAACAACAACAAGGAUGACUGCAAUGAAAGUACCUUCAAACCUGACAAAUUCUACGCGUCAUUAAUCGAUGAUUCGAUACACAAAACCCACUUGAACCAAAUCUAUGCUAAGUUAUUAGUAACGGGGUUGCAAUAUGGUGGUUUCUUGAUAGCCAAAUUGGUUAACAAGGCUUCGAAUAUAGGAGAAGUUAGCUGUGCACGUAAGUUGUUUGAUAAAUUUCCUGACCCAGACGUGUUUUUGUGGAAUGCGAUUGUUAGGUGUUAUUCUAGGCAUGGUUUCUUUGGUCAUGCUAUUGAAAUGUAUGCAAGAAUGCAAGUUGCGUGUGUUAGUCCUGAUGGGUUCAGUUUUCCUUGUGUUCUCAAAGCUUGCAGUGCUUUGCCGGCUCUUGAAAUGGGGAGGAGGGUACAUGGGCAGAUAUUUAGACAUGGGUUUGAAUCGGAUGUGUUUGUGCAGAACGGUCUUGUGGCAUUGUAUGCAAAAUGUGGAGAGAUUGUGCGAGCUAAUGCUGUUUUUGGUAGGCUAGUUGAUAGGACUAUUGUUUCUUGGACCUCGAUUAUUUCUGGGUAUGCGCAGAAUGGACAGCCUAUUGAAGCCUUGCGGAUUUUUAGUGAAAUGAGGAAAACAAAUGUGAGACCAGAUUGGAUAGCGCUUGUGAGCGUUCUUAGAGCAUAUACAGAUGUAGAGGAUUUGGAACAUGGGAAAUCUAUUCAUGGUUGCGUGAUUAAAAUGGGACUUGAAUGUGAAUUUGAUUUGCUCAUUUCUCUUACCUCUUUGUAUGCAAAAUGUGGGCACGUUAUGGUUGCUAGAUUAUUUUUUAACCAGGUGGAGAACCCAAGUUUGAUAUUUUGGAAUGCAAUGAUUUCUGGUUAUGUGAAAAAUGGGUAUGCCGAGGAAGCUAUUGAACUGUUCCGUCUAAUGAAAAGUAAAAAUAUAAGACCAGAUUCUAUUACUGUGACUUCUAGCAUUGCAGCUUGUGCACAAAUAGGUUCUCUUGAAUUAGCAAGAUGGAUGGAUGAGUAUAUCAGCACGAGUGAGUUUACAAAUGACGUGAUUGUCAAUACUUCCCUCAUUGACACGUAUGCAAAAUGUGGAAGUGUAGAUAUGGCUCGCUUUGUUUUUGACAGAAUACCAGAUAAAGAUGUUGUUGUGUGGAGUGCGAUGAUGGUGGGAUAUGGAUUACAUGGGCAAGGUCGGGAAUCUAUCAUUCUUUUUCAUGCAAUGAGGCAAGCUGGGGUGUCCCCAAAUGAUGUCACCUUUGUUGGGCUCCUCACAGCAUGCAAAAAUUCAGGUCUUGUAGAAGAAGGUUGGGACCUCUUCCACCGCAUGAGAGAUUAUGGGAUUGAACCAAGGCACCAACAUUAUGCAUGUGUGGUGGAUCUUCUUGGGCGUGCAGGCCAUUUAGAUCGAGCUUAUAAUUUUGUCAUGAACAUGCCAAUUGAACCAGGUGUAAGUGUGUGGGGAGCCCUUUUGAGUGCAUGCAAGAUCCAUCGCCAUGUGACACUAGGGGAGUAUGCAGCUGAACAACUUUUCUCAUUAGAUCCAUACAACACGGGGCAUUAUGUUCAGCUGUCAAACCUCUAUGCUUCUUCUCGCUUAUGGGAUUGUGUUGCAAAGGUACGGGUGUUAAUGAGGGAGAAAGGACUCACUAAGCACCUUGGUUAUAGUGUGAUUGAGAUCAAUGGAAAGCUCCAGGCAUUUCAGGCUGGAGAUAAGACGCAUCCAAGAUCCAAAGAGAUUUUUGAGGAAGUUGAGGAUUUAGAGAGAAGAUUAAAGGAAGCUGGAUUUGUCCCCCAUACAGAAUCUGUCCUGCAUGAUUUGAAUUAUGAGGAAACAGAGGAGACACUUUGUAAUCAUAGUGAGAGACUAGCGAUUGCUUAUGGCCUCAUCAGUACCCCCCCUGGAACAACCCUUAGGAUAACAAAGAAUCUUCGGGCAUGCGACAACUGUCAUGCUGCAAUCAAGCUCAUCUCAAAGCUGGUAAGUAGGGAGAUAGUUGUCAGGGAUGCAAGUCGUUUCCAUCAUUUUAAGGAUGGAGCUUGUUCCUGUGGAGAUUAUUGGUGACAAGAAUGGUUAAAUCUUGAGCUUAUCCCAGAAGCUUGACUGUCUGGGAAGGUGGUUCCCACUUAUGCUCCAUUUGACCGAUAAUCACAGUGUCAAAUCCCCAAAAUUCAAAGUUGCCACCACUCUCUUCCACCCUAUGUGGAACUGUGUUUGUCUGAUGCUAUGUAGCAAAAGAAAGGGCGACAAGAAAUCAAUUCAACUCUCUGCCAAAAAGAAGUGUUUUCACAAGGUGCAGCCACACGCAGAUGAAUCGAGCUCCUAUAUUCAGUAUUUGCACGUAGGAAAUCCAGUAUUUAAGGCUAAUAAGACCUGGAGGGUUGGUAAAUUCUCUGGGUUGGGUGCUCAUGGUGGGAGGUACUGGUACUUGGAAAAGUGGAUGACAUGAUAACAAGAAAUAAGGAGCGGCGGCAGGGAAAUAAAGUUCCAAAGAGAUCUUGUAACUUUGCUUCAUUUGGCUUCUAUGAGUGUUUCCCUACUCGUAUGCUUCAAGUUUUUUGACUUGGAUCUCUAAGAAGUUCAGUGGUCGAGGAAAGAGGAGGGAAAUUAAGAGUUUACUGAGGGAGUAUAGGCUUGGUUUUCAAACUGUCUCUAUGAUAUGAUUCAAAGCUUGUGGUGGUUGUUGCUUAACUUACAAAAUAGAUAUGGGGUCGGCAAAAUAGAGAGUGGAGGGCUAUUCUUGUUUGCGGCUUGCCUGGGGGUGUUACAUGCAUACAGAGUUCGUUUGAUGUGUGGCGGUGGCGGUGGCGGGGGCGGUCUUAGACCCCGAUGGAGAGAAGGGCAGUAUGAUUAUUGUAUUAAAGGCUCUCUUUCUUAAUUAAGAGAGAUUCCUCAAUAAUGUUUUUCUUUUUAUAUUUAUAACAGAAAAAGUAGUCAUAUGGGAAUCAGACACAUUCAUAUAAGGGGAAACAACCUUUUUUGUGAUUAUGUGGUUUAAUUAUUGAAACCACGUUUUCUUUGAGGUAUCUAUUAAUAAAUUUAGGAGUGAUAAUUUAACCUUAAA
Populus nigra (black poplar) is the source of this 3322-nucleotide messenger RNA. RefSeq names its product pentatricopeptide repeat-containing protein At3g12770. The record is from RefSeq and is a predicted model, not a curated record. The transcript has 3 exons. NCBI's taxonomy places the organism in Eukaryota, Viridiplantae, Streptophyta, Magnoliopsida, Malpighiales, Salicaceae. Gene Ontology annotation, molecular function: zinc ion binding; RNA binding; protein binding. Gene Ontology annotation, biological process: RNA modification. Bases 82 to 2322 code for a protein of 746 amino acids.